Mugil cephalus (flathead mullet) is the source of this 5382-nucleotide messenger RNA. RefSeq names its product striatin-like. The transcript is spliced from 11 exons. Gene Ontology annotation, cellular component: dendrite. The coding region runs from base 1262 to 2530 and encodes 422 amino acids. The record is from RefSeq and is a predicted model, not a curated record. Lineage: Eukaryota; Metazoa; Chordata; Actinopteri; Mugiliformes; Mugilidae. Gene Ontology annotation, molecular function: armadillo repeat domain binding; protein-containing complex binding; protein phosphatase 2A binding.
AUACAGUUUUAACGUGUGAAACGAGCCUCCGUUGUUCCUCUUCUGUUGUAAUAAGAUCAGUUAGAGCAGUCUGGCUUUGGCUUUGUUAGGAAACACAUCUGUCAUAUCGCAAAGUUUUGUUUAUUCUUUUAUUGUUAUUAUUUUACCUCCACUCCUCCCAGGAGCUAAUGACGACAUCUCUUCUUUGUUUCUUCCCUCCGGUAUCAACCCUAAUCCAUCUGUAGUUUAUUCGUAUCCUUGUUUCAGGUGUUGAAGGCCUCCGCAAAGUUGAACAAAACCUUUAAAUUAAAUGGUUCACACCCACAAAGACAAAUUAAUAAAGCUAAACUGGGACAACCACAGAGUGACUGGGCUUCUUGAAGAUGUUGCCCAUAGGAGGCGACAUAAACCGUUUUUAAUUCAGGUUCGGUGCCUUUCUUUGCCAAUGUAAUUUAUUUUUACUAAGCACAUUUAACAAAUGUUUACCAAGGCAGCAGUCGAGGCAUGAAACAACACAUAAAAACAUAAAACACACAGUCAAAACAAAAUUGAGGACAAGGGAGAGGUAAGAAAAAAAAAUACUAGAUUAACACUUUUUAUCGUUGGGGUCAAUUUGAUUUAAAAAUUAUUACAAUUAAAAAAACAAAUUCCAAGUUGUGUGUCAGGUUAUGUUUGCCUGUUGACUACACAAAUAGCUCUUUAAAUAAAAACAACCCCCCUCCUCAUCCCACAUAUCCAUCUAUGUGUCUUUAUAUAUUAUAUAUUCCUCUGUUUCUCUUUAACAUUUGGUAUGAAGAAAUAUUAUCACAACUAUUAUAAUUAAUAAUAAUAUAUAUUAUGUUGGGGCCAGUGUCCGUGUCAGUCUCCCCAUUAAACUAGGAAAAUUCAUUAAAUAGGAAGUAAAACAAAUUAUGCUAAUAAUAUAUGUGGAGACGUUAACAGUAAAAGUCACAACAAAAACAGCAGCUCUUAAAAUUAAUCGAAUGCCAAAGAAUAAUAGUGAGUUUUUAGAAGGAAUUUAAAAUAUAUAAAUGAGUAAUAUGAGAAGACAGUGUCCUGUAGAAGUGUUUGUGAUGGAAAAAGGUUUUGUCAGAAUUACUGGACAUGAACUUUUACCACUUCUUCCUCCUGGCGGCCUCUAGAGAAGGAAGAGCAGCCCCCCCUGGGUGAACUGUCCUGGGACGUGGACCAGGGACUUAUUGCCCAGCUCAAGGAGCAGUACAGGAAGGAGCGCAAGGGCAAGAAGGGGGUGAAGAGACCAAACCGGUCUAAGCUCCAGGACAUGUUGGCUACCCUGCGGGACGCUGAUGAGCUCCCGUCCAUGCAGCCGCCCGUGACACCCCCGUCCCGGCCCAUCGUACCCAGGGCCAAUGAGCACGAAGUCGGACGCUCUGAAGACGAGCCGAUGACCUUCCUGCCGUCGUCUGGGAAGUCCUUCAUCCUGGGCAGAGUGGACGAGGCGGUUUCUAACGAGCUUGGACUUGGAGAACUGGCCGGACUGACGGUCACCAAUGAUGCAGAAAGCAUGGCGUACGACAUUACCAAUAACAAAGACGCUCUGAGGAAAACUUGGAACCCGAAGUUUACCCUGCGUAGCCAUUUUGACUCGGUCCGGAGUCUGGCCUUCCAUCCGGUGGAGCCAAUCCUGGUCACUGCCUCCGAGGACCACACCCUCAAACUGUGGAACCUCCAGAAGACAGCACCUGCCAAAAAGUGUGCUGCUUUAGAUGUGGAGCCCAUCUACACAUUCAGAGCUCACAGUGGUGCUGUCCUGUGUGUCACCAUGAGCUCUAGUGGUGAACAGUGCUUCAGUGGGGGGGUGGACGGUACCAUUCAGAGCUGGAACACCCCCAACCCCAACAUUGACCCUUACGACUCAUAUGAGCCCUCUGUCCUGCGGGGGGCGCUGUGCGGUCACACAGACUCAGUGUGGGGUCUCGUCUACAGCUCAGCUCACCGCCGCCUCCUCUCCUGCUCAGCCGAUGGUACAGUCCGGCUCUGGAGCGCCGCCGACACUUCGCCAUCCCUCGCCGUUUUCAAUGAAGGGGGAGAUCUCGGAGUCCCGACUUCGGUGGACCUCGUGAGCAGCGAGCCGGCACACAUGGUGACGUCUUUCACCACCGGACACAUCGGACUCUUCAACAUGGAGACGCAGCAGCUCAUCCUAAAGCUAGAGUCUGCCGGACCACCAGAAGCUCCCUGCAAGAUCAACAAAGUACUGAGUCAUCCCACGUUGCCGAUCACCAUCACUGCUCAGGAGGACCGACACAUCCAGUUCUUUGACAAUAACACAGGUAAACUCAUCCACUCAAUGGUCGCCCAUCUGGACUCGGUCACCAGUCUUGCUGUGGAUCCAAACGGACUGUACCUCAUGUCUGGAAGUCACGACUGCUCGAUCCGUCUGUGGAACAUGGAGAGUAAGACCUGCAUCCAGGAGUUCACCGCCCACCGCAAGAAGUUUGAGGAGUCCAUCCACGACGUGGCGUUCCACCCCACCAAGUGCUACAUUGGCAGCGCCGGCGCCGAUGCACUCGCCAAGGUCUUCGUAUGACUGGUGUGUGUUUUUAUUUACCCGCUGACGAAGCAGAAAACUGGAAAAACUGAAGGCGACAAAGAUUCAACCCCGCCCCGCUCCCAUGGACUCCGGCUGGCCUGGGUCCGAAAAACAAAACGAACAAACCUCUGAAAGCAGCAAAAACAAAUAAAGGAAGAGCCAGGAGAUUAAAAAAAAAAAAACGAAAAACAAAAAAACAAACAGGAAUGCUCGGUACAUUCUCCUAAAACUGAAAUCUUUUUCUUCAAACUGUUUCUUCACUAACACAGAACACUCUCCCGUCAGCAGCUUUGAAACGUUUGUCAUGAUGACGUGCCUUUUUUUCUUCACUACAUUAAUUAUUAGCGUCGAGAGAACAGAUUUCACUUCAAGAUGGCGUCAAACUCCGACGUCAGUUCGACUUUCAUCACUUCCUGUCGACGUCCAUACAGGAAAACGGAGGUUAAAGGUUGUGACAGGAAGCUCAUGAACACCUGUUUCAAAAUAAUAGUUUUAAAGAUUAUUUCUGGUUUAUUUCAGCCUGAAUCUGGAAAACAGAUGUGGACGAGUGUGACGUUAGCCCCUUCCACAGAGAUUCAGUCACAUUUAGUGGUUAGGUGUGAAAUUUUCAAAGAGCUGCAGAAACCAGUUUCUAAAGUCGACACAAGCUCAUUAUUUAAAAAAAAAACUGUGAUGGUCGAGAAUGAAUAAACUGUAGUUGAAGGAGCUACUAUUAGCUGGGAGGCUAGGAAGCUAAGAAGAGCUACUAUUAACUGGGAAGACUGGAAACACAGAUGAGCUUGGAGGCUUGAAAGCUAAGAAGUGCUGCUAUUAGCUGGGGGGCUAGGAGGAGCUGCUGUUAGCUGGGGGGCUAGGAGGAGCUGUUGUUAGCUGGGAGGCUAGGAAGCUCAGAAGAGGUAGUAUUAGCUGGAAGCUAGGAGGAGCUACAAAACGAAGAGCAGUUCUUUCCUGAAUCAGCUGAUUUGGUCAUGGACUGAUUAUAUGUCACGACCUUUAGAAGUCCUGCCACUAGCUGUGAUUAUUUUAGAGUAUGGUUGUGAAAUGAAACCAUUCAGAGUUCGGUCGCAUCGUUAACACUAAGGCCUCGUUCAGACCUCACGUCAACAUCUGAUCUCACCUGCCCAGUAUCUGUGUUCACACCUGGUAUUAAUUAAAAUGUGUCUCUACAUGCAUCCUCAGCCAGCACUUGAGAUCUGAUCUCAGUUGUAAAUAAGCAGCGCCAUCAUGUGGUCAGUAGAGUAUUGUACCAGCUGCUGUCUGUUCAGGUCUGAACACGUCCCAGCGGUAAUUUACUGCACCGAUGAAACAUCGAGCUUCUUUCCAAAGAUCAUCUGGAGGGACAAAAUAAACGACCUAAAGGCUGUAAAAUAUUCUGCCGCUGGUCGUCGUGUAUUUAUAUUUAGAAAUCCUGACGAGCUGCGGCUGAAACCUGCAGUAAAACUUUUCCUUUUUUUGUUUCGUUUAUUUUUUUAUUAAAGUUAUUUAUGACAACUUUAAAAGACUAAAUUAAACCCAAGACCUUGAGAUGUUGUUGCUAAUGCUACGUAGCUCGUUCUGUUGUGAAAUAACCCAGCUUCACAUUUGUUUUCUACGCUGACUGCCUGAAGAUCCUGUAUUUUGUGUAUAACGCUUAUGAUUUAGAGCGAUCCCUGGUUGUUGCUUUUUUAAAGACUCUUUGUGUUUGGUGACAGAUACAGAUAGAUAUUUUUUUUUUAAUUUAAUUUUAUUCUUUUCUUGAAAAGUGACGUUUGUUUUAUCUGCUGUUGUUUUAAGAAGCACAUAUACUGAACGUGACUUCACUGCGUUGAAGUGAAUCUAUUUAUUAGAAAGCGUAAAUGUAUAUCUAGGAAAAUCGACUGACUCCUCGUAGGCAGAAACUAUUUGUGUGAUGAGUGGCAACGGUUUAAAUUCAGCUUUUCCAAAACAUAGUGUUAAAAGUGAUCGGUUGGUUUACACCACAGACUGUAUAUAAAUGUGGCCAACACAAACUAAUUCUAUUUUCUAACAAUCCCACAGCACUUUGUGGAGCAGUUGUCAUGGCAACUGGUGGUCACCAUUAGUGUCAAAUAACUAAAACGAAGUUUAUACAAAACUUGACACUUGAACAUUCACCAACAGUAUAUUAACUACGAAAAUGACAGAAACAAAAAAGAAAAAAGUAUUUGACAUGUAUUUUAGUAUUUUAGUUUGGCCCAAGUCCCGCCCACUAACAUGGAGGAGGUGGAGCUUAUGAUCUAUACUGCAGCCUCCAGCCACCAGGGGGAGCUCUACUUGCUUUGGCUUCACUUUAGAGGAGCUGUUACCCCCUCCAUAUUUAUACAGUCUGUGGUUUAGACACAUCCAACUCUUCAGACUAGGUCCUAACGUCUGGUGAGAUCGUCCUCCUCCAACAUAAGACCUCGACAGGAAGCAGAUUUAAAACAGAGCAGCUUCAAAGUUUUAGUUCUUGGUGAAGAUCGGGAAAGAAAGUCCCAGACACCAUUUGCCUCAUUCGCCCUAAAACACACUAUUUGUUGUUAAUACACCAACACGUAUGGAGCGUUUUCAUCCUGAGGAAAGGAAGAAACGUUUUACUUCAGAAACACUAGAGAGUUUCACCUCAGACGUGCAGUAUUUUUAAAGGGAGUCUGGUUCAAAACAAAGGUGAAUUUAUUUUCUUUUCAUGUUAAAACUAAUCCGAGGUUUAUUUCAGGUCAAAGGUCAGCUCCUCCAGUCGGCCGUGUAAAUUAUUGCCGUCCUUUAAUGUGUAAAGUGAAACUAUCGAAGAGAUUCUAGACGCUCCUCUGGUGUUCUUUUUGUCUUCAAAAUGGGAACGUGACCGAUUUAACAAUAAAGGAAUAUGUUGUGUA